CAGUAAUAAUAAUAAAGUAAAUGUAUGUUUACAUUACAAACACCUCAGAAUGCACAUAAUCCAGACAUUAAAGAGGGUCAUAGCCAAUGAUUAUAUACAAGUUAACACUGAUACAGAAAAAACUUGUUCACAUUUACACAGAUUUUUAGUUUUCAGCAUUGACAGACUUUUGACUAAUAGCUUGUAAUACAAUGCUAUAGAUGUCACAAUGCCGAAUUUUUUUAUUGUCAACAAUAUUUCAAUAUUUCAACCAGCAUGAGUGUGUCAAUUCCAAUGCAGAUCCGUCAUCUGACCAAAUUUCCCUGCUUGAAUGUGCUCUGUUAUAUUUCAGGGGCUCUGGGCUGACAGGGAAACAUUGCAUGACAGAAAGAGAGAGUGAGGGAGACAACAGACAUGGUCAGAGUGCACUUCACACUAAAAUACACCUAACACAAACAGAUUAAAGCAGAUUAUCAGGGAUUACUUGCAAAAAUUUCAUUUAGAUCUGUGGCUAAUCCAUAAUUUCAUCAAAAAAGUAAUCUCUUGUUUUUGCCCCCCUCUGUCUUGUCUUUGCGCUCAGGGUCCAGCGGUGGUGUGCAAAUCAGGAAGCAGGAAGCCAUUAGCCGCCACAUGUUACUUAUUCUUCCAUAACCCCUCCUUGUAGGCAAGUGGAGAACCGAUGUGACCUCAGGCAGCGUAAUGACUCGCACGGACAUUUAACAAAAUUAAAUGUCACCAUAUGGACACCUUGUUUUUGUCCUUGUGUGCUCCAUUGAACCAUUCAAUUGCACCCUCUUGUUAGAUAAUGAAUCAGUUUAAAGGAUGCCCUCUAUCUCCACUUUAGGUGCACAACCUUUAAUCUUAAACUGUAGUAUCUUUAACUUACAUCCUGCUUAUUCGGAACGAUCCCACUGAUUACACACAUGCACAUAAAAGGGCAUGUGUUGUGUCUGCAUGUGUUGAGUCCACUGGCUGCACUGGCCACAUCAUUCAUCACAGGGAUCAAUAGAAGGAUGUGGCAUUGAAGUUGUCAGUGCCACACACAGUUAUGUCCUUGCAGCCCACUCCUCUCUCCUACCGUGAACCAUCGUCUACCUAAAUCCUCUCAUGUUCUUUUUUUUUUCUUCCAUCUGUCCUCUCCCACGUGUAUCAACUUCAGAGCAUCUUAUCCUCCCCUCCCGCCCUCCUCAUUGUCCUCUCUUUUAGUCGUUCACUGUUUCUCUUUGUCAGCUUUAUUUUGUUAUCUCCUCUCUGUGCUGUUACGUCACAUUUAUCUUUGCUUUCCAUUCAAACCUGGCAGCUCAUCACCUCUUAAAACCUCCACAAAGCAUCUGUCCUUCCCUCCUGGCUCAAUCUGUGGCUGUUUUCAUACCCUCUACCCUGUUUGACUUAUCUCCACGUGCACUCUCCCCCUCCUGCUCUCUCUUUGCCUUACUUUCUCUCUCCCCCACCCCCCCCGCCCUCUCUCUCUUUCUCAAACCAUCCCCCUGUGGCCAUGCUGGAGAGUAUGUCCCGUCGCUCCCGCUCCCUGCUCUCCCUGACCUUGACCACUCUGGCUCUGGCCCUGUCCAUCCUGGCUCUCUGCACCUCCUACUGGUGUGAGGGCACUCACAAGGUGGUCAAGCCCCUCUGCCUGUCUCCUGUCAAAAUGAAGAACUGUGGUCAGAACAACAGCGAGCCUUACACCACAGAGAGUCCCACUCAGAAUCCCUUCAACCGCACACUGUCUCCAGCCAGGAGAGAGGAGCUGGCCAAGAUCAGACAGAGGCAGCUGGCCAACGCAGUGCAAUACAUCUGGGAGACGGGUGAAGACAAGUUUGCUUUCAGAUACUUCCACACUGGCUUCUGGGAAAGCUGUGAGAAGCACAAUGACGGGGAGAAAUGUCGCAGCUUUAUAGAAUUAACGCCAGGGGAAACCCAAGGUGUGCUGUGGCUGUCGGUCAUUUCAGAGUUUACGUACAUUGGCCUGCUGGGGAUGGGCUUCUUACUGAUGUGGCUGGAGGUUUUGUGCUCUCAUAAAGAGAUGCACUCACUCAAAAUCAAUGCCUAUGCAGCGAUUUGUACUGUGCUAUCAGGUCUUCUUGGGAUGGUUGCCCAUAUGAUGUACACCACAGUUUUUCAGAUGACAGUCAUUGUGGGCCCCAAAGACUGGAGGCCUCAGUCCUGGGACUACGGCUGGUCAUUUGCUCUUGCCUGGGUGUCCUUCAGUUGCUGUAUGGGGGCAGCCGUGGUCACCCUCAACUCUUACACAAAGACCAUCAUCGAGCUCCGUCGCAAACAGAGGCUACGACUGGAAGAAGCGAGAGCCGCCACUCACGCUCCAGCCUAUGACGAGGUUGUCACAGGGGGCGGCCUCUACUCUGUCAGUGGCCUAUUGCAGUGUCCGGACGGCAUGAUUGACGUGGCGUGGGCCCAGAACGGGAGCGUUGUUGGAAUGGGAAACGGGGAUGUACCGACGCUGGUAUUGGUGGGAGGCUGUGGACCAGAGGGCUGUGAAGACUGUGAGAGAGAGAUGGAUGAGAUGGACGUGGUCGUGGGCCGAGUGGAUUCACCUUGUUAGGGAAUCUGUUACAUGCUUCAACUGAAAGGGGCUGAAAAACUAAAUAAGGAAAAACUCUGUCACUGAGCAUGGGUCGAUGCAAACAGAUGAUUUUCCUUUCCGCCACUUUGACUUUCAGCGAACAUACAUACAAACCAGGCUUGAAGGACAAUGAAAUCCACAAAUAAAGAUGACACUGUAUGUAUAGGUCACACUAAUGUGCAUGUUUUCUGUAUUCAUCAGUGCCUCAUGGUGGGAAAGAGUAUCUGUCUUUAUAUGUACCUGCAUAGAAAUGUUUGUUCUUUUAUUGUUUAACAUGCAAAAUGUCAGGAUGAGUCAUCAAAGAUCAUUUAAUUAGAUAAACAUGAUGGAUGUUUUUUUUUCCCAUUGACACACAACAGAACAGCCUUUCCUUUACAAGUAAACAUACAAUAUACUGUAUUCUCAUUAAUCUGAGUGUCACACUCAACAUGUCUUCUCUCUCUACGACAAACUUUGGACCGAUACACACAUUUGGAUUUGGCGCAUGGACACCAGAAGCUGGGACAAACGCAGCCUCUCUGCAGUUGCACAGACAAACCCAUAAGACAGACACAUAGAGAUAGAAAGAUUACAGAGAUUUUGAAAAGUCUGCUCUCUGAUGUUGAACAGAAGAUUAUGUGUAAAGCAGUAAUCCCGAGUUGGAUGGAGAGGAGGCGGAGGAGGAACAGAGCGAGGGGAGAUGGAAGGCAUGUGAAGGGAUGGAGAGGGGGGGAGGGGGAGGGGGGCAGGUUGCGGGGGGUCAGAAUGGAAGUUGGAGAGAAACACAGGCCAGCACGCCCGCUGACUAAAACACUCCGCUGCAUGACAACAUCACACUUUCAGGGAAACAAGUGCACAUUACUUUGCAUGUUCCUCUUAAAAUGAUACAGGAAACAAUUUUCUUUUAAAUCAAAUAAAUGUUCCUCCAUUGACUUUAAACUUCUGUAGGUGUGCACACUCGGGAUGAUUGCAACAGAAAUAUUAAGACAUAAGGCGCCAUGUUUUUUCAACCACCAGCAUUUGUAUUACACCGUAUGUUUCUAGGUCAACGAAGAAUUAAUUGUUUUUCUGGGAGCAAUGAAUAAAUUAA
Molecule: messenger RNA, 3629 nt
Organism: Paralichthys olivaceus (Japanese flounder)
Lineage: Eukaryota; Metazoa; Chordata; Actinopteri; Pleuronectiformes; Paralichthyidae
Source: RefSeq, a predicted model, not a curated record